This is a messenger RNA of Hippoglossus stenolepis (Pacific halibut), 1040 nucleotides long. Its product is annotated as myosin light chain 5. The coding region runs from base 519 to 1040 and encodes 173 amino acids. The transcript has 7 exons. The record is from RefSeq and is a predicted model, not a curated record. Lineage: Eukaryota; Metazoa; Chordata; Actinopteri; Pleuronectiformes; Pleuronectidae. Gene Ontology annotation, cellular component: cytoplasm. Gene Ontology annotation, molecular function: calcium ion binding.
UGUCAGGAACACGUCAGGAACACGUCAGGAACAUGUCUGAACUUCAGUUCCUGUCUUGAAACAGUUUGACUGAAAUUUUAAUCUGUUGUUCAGUAAAAACGUGACAGUUUGAAACUGUGUGUUUUCACAUCAUCAUCGUCUCUUAUCUUUGUGACUCAGUGAUGAAAAGUGUUUGUUCUUCUCUUCAUUAAAGAAAAGAAGAAUAAAGUGAUGAUGAUCUUCUCCGUCCGUCCUCCGUCCGUCCGUCCUCCGUCCGUCCCCCGUCCGUCUUCACACUGUAAAUAGAAUCCCUUUAAAAGGUUUUGAUCAGCAGCAGCAGUUGCUGAGCCUCAGGAGAACCAGCGUUUUACCAAACACGCUGACCAUGUAAGGGGAAGUGUGCGAGGCUGGGGGGGCCCCUGAGGACCCCCCCUCAUCCAGACCAUCAUCACCGUCCCUGUGGUCGAGCCCCGACAGCUGCUCUAUUUAAAUCUCUGCUCGCUGCACCACCAGCUUCACAGAGACGAAGAGGAGCAGCGAUGGCGAGUAGAAAGACGAAGAAGAAGGAAGGAGGAGCCAAGCGGGCUCAGAGGGCCUCGUCCAACGUUUUCUCCAUGUUCGAACAAACUCAGAUCCAAGAGUUUAAAGAGGCGUUCACACUGAUCGAUCAGAACCGAGACGGGUUCAUCGAUAAAGAGGAUCUGAAGGACACGUAUGCGUCUCUGGGUAAACUCAACGUGAAGGACAAGGAGCUGGAGGACAUGUUGAGAGAAGCCACUGGUCCCAUCAACUUCACCAUGUUCCUCAACCUGUUCGGAGAAAAGCUGCACGGCACAGACCCUGAGGACACCAUCUUAAACGCUUUCAAAAUGUUUGAUCCUGACGUCCAAGGCUUCGUUCACAAAGACGAAUUACAGAAUCUGCUGAUGACACAGGCCGACAGGUUUUCAUCUGAGGAGGUGAAGCAGAUGUUUCAGUCGUCAAAUAUCGACGCAGCAGGAAACCUGGAUUACAAAUCUCUGUGUUACAUCAUCACACACGGCGAGGAGCAGGAGGAGUGA